This is a messenger RNA of Oncorhynchus nerka (sockeye salmon), 6574 nucleotides long. It is a transcript of the gene sv2, whose product is annotated as synaptic vesicle glycoprotein 2. Bases 579 to 2261 code for a protein of 560 amino acids. Gene Ontology annotation, biological process: transmembrane transport. Gene Ontology annotation, molecular function: transmembrane transporter activity. The record is from RefSeq and is a predicted model, not a curated record. The transcript has 13 exons. Lineage: Eukaryota; Metazoa; Chordata; Actinopteri; Salmoniformes; Salmonidae. Gene Ontology annotation, cellular component: membrane.
UAAAACAGGAAGUAAGUUCAGUUCACUCAGAGAGGAAGAGGCGAAGCAAGAGGGGUAACUUAGCCCAAAAUCUGUUUACUCCGGCAUGCGGUGUUUUUCCGCUCACCAAGCGAUUCGUUUUUGUAUGGAGGUCAAUGAGAGUGUCGAAUUUGGUUAACAAAAAGUUGAAUGCUUUAUUUGCUACAUGUGGCUUAUUUGAUAUAAUCGAAGUUUUGUAAUGCGCGGUUUGUUAGGCGUGUACUGAUAUACGUAGGACAUGUGACAUUCCGGCAACUUUGAGAAAAAACACCUCAUAUCGGAGUUGUGGGUGUUGUUCACUCACGUUUAGCCCUCUCAUUGGCUAGAAUGGUCCCACCUGAUCUUGCCUCCUCUCUGCCUUUUUUUUUAAAUACAUUUAUUUUCAUUGUUAGAGCGGCCACUAGAGUAUCUGGUCAAUAUAAUGGAUAAUUCUUUGGUUCACUCCAUAACUGUGUGGAUAAAUAUGUGGUUCUCUGGUAAUACAGUUACUAUGCAUCAAGAAAGUCUCCUCUGACAUGUAGUCUCUACAAAACAAGAGGUCGUACUGGUGCUUUAGCUUGAUGAAACAGCCGGCUAUGUCUCGACAUAUCCAUAUAGAGGCGUCCGGCGAUGAUGCAGCACGAGUGCCACUUCUCACUAGCCACCUGGAGCUAGCUAGCCUCGACUCGGAUGAAGGUGAAGUUAUUUUUGAGAGGCGUAUUGGAGAUAAUGCAAAUGAUGUUCAGAGAAGUACACAAAGAAAACGAACAUAUGAGGAAGCUGUUGAGGAAGCAGUGUCUGGUCUCUGCGCCCCACCUUCAGGGUUUGGUUUGUUCCAUGGGCUCCUGUUGGUGGUGUGUGGAUGGGCCAAUGCCAGUGAUGCGGUGGAGAUCCUGUGUGUUUCCUUUCUGCUGCCCACGGCCCGCUGUGACCUCCAUCUCAGCUCCUCAGACAUGGGGUUACUGACGGCCAACAUUUUCCUCGGAAUGAUGAUAGGUGGGUACAUGUGGGGUUACCUGGCUGACCAGAGGGGGCGCCAGAAGGUCUUGGUGAUGUCCCUGACAGUGAACGGAGUGUUUGGAGCGCUGGCCAGCUUUGCCCCAAGGUUCUGGCUCUUCCUUCUACUACGGUUCAUCAGCGGUGUAGGGGUGGGAGGUUCAAUCCCGGUCAUCUUCUCCUACUUUUCAGAGUUUCAGCCCCGGCUGAAGAGGGGGGCAAUGAUAAGUGCUCUGGCCACCUUCUGGAUGGCAGGGAAUAUUCUGGCAGCAGGCCUGGCGUGGUUGGUCAUUCCCCGGACCUGGGUCCGCUUUUCUCUGGGUGGGCUGGACUUCCAGAGCUGGAGGCUGUUUGUGGUGCUGUGCUCUGUCCCCAGCCUCACAUCGGCACUCAUCUUCAGUCUGGCCAUGCCUGAGAGCCCCCGGUUCCUCAUGGAGGCUGGCCGUGAGACAGAAGCCCUACGUGUCUUCUGCAGGAUGUUUGCAAUAAACCACAGAGGCAGUCUCAAGACCUUCUCGAUUUGUGGGCUGCAUAUCCCUUCUGAGAAGAAAGAGAGGGAGACUAGGAGAGGUGGAACACACACUCAGCGCUUUGUCAACCUCCUCAAACAGUGCCUGGCACCAAUAAGACAGCUGUUUGUUGGAGAGUUGGCCUCUAGAAGUGUAUGUCUGGUCAUCAUAUUCUACUGCAUCUCAUUUGGAUACUAUGGGCUGUGGAUGUGGUUCCCAGAGCUUUUCAAGAGAGCAGAGGAUGGAGGCUCACCCUGUGCCAAUGUGUCUCGCUUACAAAGCCAUGACAACCAAAGCUGCUACCCAGUCAAAACGGCAGUAUACAUGGAGGGCUUUGUCACUGCAGCCUCAAACCUACCAGGGAACAUCUUCACCGUUCUCCUAAUGGACGUCAUUGGAGGAAAGGCCCUGCUUUGUUGCAGCCUAUUGUUGUCCAGUGUGAGUGUGUUCCUCAUCUACGAGGUGAAGACGAAAGCACAGAGUCUGCUCAUCUCCUGUGUUUUUAGUGGAGUGUCUGUGGUGGCCUGGAAUUCCUUGGACGUGUUGGGCACUGAGCUCUACCCCACCCAGCUACGGUCCUCCGCUCUGGGCUUCUUCACAGGAAUAGGCAGAGUGGCAGCCAUCAUGGGUAACAUAGUCUUUGGCCAGCUGGUGGACACCAACUGUGCGAUACCAGUUCUACUUGUGUCUGCUUUGCUGCUGACAGGGGGGAUCACUGCCUUGCGCCUUCCACGCACUAAACAGGCAGAGCUCACCUGAGGCCUCUGUGAAAUGAAGUCCAGAAGACACACUUUUUUUCCCUGCUCAUAGUCCUCGCCAAGGGUUAUUCCCUGAAUCUAGUCUACCUAGAGAUGCCUUUUUCCCAUCAUGACCAAAGAUUGACGUACAAAAGAUUUUAUAAAACGGAUGUUGUGAAAUGCUGGAUUGCACAAGUGCACUUUGAGAAACCGUGUACCUUAAUGGUUUCUCAAUGAUUAACAAGUCAUUGACCAGAGCUAAUACAGUGAUCUACAAAAGUAUGGGGACAGUGACACAUUUUUUUGUUGUGUAUUAAAAGUAGUCAAACGUUGAGUAUUUGAUCACAUAUUCCUAGUAUGCAAUAAUUACAUCAAGCUUCUGAAUCUACAAAGUUGUUGGAUGCAUUUGCUGUUUUGGUGGUUUCAUUUCUAUUGGUCACAAAAUAAUCAAUGAUAAAUAAUGUAUUGUCAUUUUGGAUGAACUUUUUUUGUGAAUAAGAAUAGAAUAUGUUUCUAAACACUUCUACAUUAAUGUGAAUUAGUGUUGGCAUGGUAUACCGGUACCACAGUAAUAUCACGGUACCAAAACAUCAUGAUACCAACAUUUAUAGAUUAUCGUUUCAUAUAAUACUAUCACAUUUUUCAGUCCUACCGAUCUAAGGCACCGGCGCCUUUUAUAAAAUGUGUAUCAAGUCAGUUUUGUUUAUAAAUUCUGUAAAAAAAUAAAUGCAACUAGUCUCUUGUAUGCGCUGGUCCAAUAAUGUCCACUUAACUUUCAUGCCAUAUCACGUGUAGUAGCUGUAAUCUGCCAGCCCAUCCCAUUCCAGCCAUCACUCACCUGUUUCAAAGAUUUUACUGAGUUACAGUUCAUAAAAGGAAAUCAGUCAAUUGAAAAAUUAAUUGGGCCCUAAUCUAUGGAUUUCACAUGACUGGGAAUACAGAUAUACAUCGAUUGGUCACAGAUACCUUUAAAAAAAAAAGGUAGGAGCGUGGAACAGAAAACCAGUCAGUAUCUGGUGUGACCACCAUUUGCCUUAUGCAGCACCACAUCUCCUUUGCAUAGAGUUUAUCAGGCUGAUGAUUGUGGCCUGUGGAAUGUUGUCCCACUCCUCUUCAAUGGCUGUGUGAAGUUGCUGGAUAUUGGUGGGAACUGGAACAUACUGUCGUACACGUUGAUCCAGAGCAUCCCAAACAUGCUCAAUGGGUGACCAUGUCUGGUGAGUAUGCAAGCCAUGGAAGAACUGACAUUUUCAGCUUCCAGGAAUUGUGUACAGAUCCUUGUGACAUGGGGCCAUGCGUUAUCAUGCAACAUGAGGUGAUGGCGGUGGAUGAAUGACACGACAAUGGGCCUAAAUCUCCUCACAGUAUCUGUGCAUUCACUUUGCCAUCGAUAAAAUGCAAUUGUGCUCGUUGUCCGUAGCUUAUGUAUACCGAUACCAUAACCCCACCGCCACCAUGGGGCACUCUGUUCACAACGUUGACAUCAGCAAACCGCUCGCCCACAUGACCCCAUACACGUGGUGUAAACAAAUUUGUGCACAACAUUUUUGAGAAAUAAGCUUUUUGUGCAUAUGGAACAUUUUUGGGAUCUUUUUUUCAGCUCACGAAACAUGGGACCAACACUUUACAUGUUGCGUUUAUAUUUCUUUCCCAGAGUAAUUUCACAAACCAUGUCGCGAGUCGUUUUAACCUGUUAAGGAAGUUGAGAAUUCAAGCAGCUUUUUGCAGCUUUUUGUUAAAAAUCGCGCAACAUUUCAGCGCCCUGCUAUUCAUGCCAGGAAUAUAGUAUAUGCAUAUGAUUAGUAUGUGUGGAUAGAAAACACUCAGACGUUUCUAAAACUGUUUAAAUCACGGCUCUGACUAUAACAGAAAUAACAGAACGUGCGUUUCAUCGAAAAGUGCAGGGAAAUCUGAUCACUGAAAAUGGAAAAAUAUAUCCUUCCGCGACUUCAAGGAAUUGUUCAAAGUGAACCGAAUUAAAUAGGGCCGAGGUUACAGUGCCUACAGCUUCCACACGAUGUCUAGAGUCUUGUCAUUUGAUUUAGUCAUUUGAUUCUUGGUCGAACCGAAUCAAGGGAACUCCUUCCCUCCGGUCUCCGACCGGAUGUUUUGAUCGAGCUCUCUUCGGACAUGUUUUAUACACGGACAGCUAAAGAAUUUACAUUGCCUCCUGAUGAAUUUUAUCGCUUAUUAACGUGUACUAAUACCUAAAGUUGCAUUACAAAAGUAUUUCGAAGUGUUUUGUGAAAGUUUAUCGUCGACUUUUUUAAUUUUUAAAAACAGACGUUACGUUAUGAAACGCUAUUUUUUUCAGUUUAUCACACAGUAUUCUUAGAUCGAUAUCUAGGCUAUAUAUGGACCGAUUUAAUCGAAAAAAGACCCUAAAUGAUGUUUAUGGGACAUCUAGGAGUGCCAAGAAAGAAGCUCGUCAAAGGUAAUGAAUGUUUUAUAUUUUAUUUCAGCGUUUUUGGUUUGCGCCGGCUAACGCAAAAUCUGUCGUGUUAGGUGACGUUGCAGUAUUUUGAGGGUGCAUGGUAUCAGAUAAUAGCUUCUCAUGCUUUCGCCGAAAAGCAUUUUACAAAUCUGACACGGUGGAUAGAUUCACAACGAGUGUAGCUUUAAUUCAGUAUAUUGUAUGUCAAUUUUAAUGAAAGUUUGAGGUUUAUCAACCUCUAUAGGUGGCGCUCUUUAACAUUUCCGCUGAUUGUGGUUCCCACCUCGGUACCACGUCCUUAAACUAAUCCCAGGACGCUUAUUAUUGUUUUGAUAACAAACAAUGUUGUUCAAAUUUGAUUGGCACAGGAAAAAAGGCCUGGUAUGGUUGGUAUCAUGGUAGCAUCCACAUGAAUGUUGAAAUAUACUUAUGUCCUUAUUUACAAUAAAAGUGACACCAAAAUGACAUUAAUUUCUAUUGGGCACAAAAUAAUCUGAAACACAAACAAAACAAACAGCAAAUGUAUCCAACUUGAUGUAAUCAUUGUGUGCUAGGAAUAUGGGACCAAAUACUCAACUUUUGACUAUAAUACACCAUAAGUGAAUUUGUCCCAAUAUUUUUGGUCCCCUAAAAUGGGGGGACUAUGUACAAAAAGUGCUGUAAUUUCUAAAUGGUUUGCCCAAAAUUUAUGAAAAUACCCUCAAAUUAAAGUUGACAGUCUGCUCUUUAACAUCAGUUUAACAUAGUUUAAUUUAAAAUAAAGUGCUGUGUAAGUGUUGGUGCUCACUGUGUAUCCGAUAUGAAUAAAUCAGUGAUUCAUGGCUUCAUUAAUUCAUUGCUUGAGUCUGGGCACUUAAAGGAGAACUCCACUUACUAUCUUUGGGUCUUUUUUUCAUUAGUCCACUGUUGAUUCAAUCACAACAUGUUUUGCAUGUUAGCAGUCAAGUUUAAAAGAUAUUGGAUUUCAAGAAGCCAAGUGUUACCAGCCACAUCACAAAACGCAUCAUCAUCAUGAUGCGGCCGGCGAUACUUUGCUUGAACUUGACUGCUGACAUGUAAAACAUUUUGGGACUGUAUCAACCGUUGAUUAUUGGGGAAAAUACCAAAAGAUAGUUUGAGUGGAGUUCCCCUCAAGUGACAAUCAAGAUAGUGUGGCCCACAACGUUUUUGUCAAAUUGCUAAGCAAAUCCAAUGUAUAGGUAAUUGCUUUGAGUUGACUUAAUUGGAUCCAAAGAUGUAUCACCAUCUGUAAAGAUGGGUUGCCACUGCUUAUAGUCCAUGUUGUAACGCACCUACAGUAAGUAGUUGUCAAUGGUUUAAGCGGAGCUGGGGGUCUCCUUGCCCCCCAGCUCCGCUUAAACCAUUGACAACUACUUACCGUUUAAGGGAUUGCUCUUCAAGAGCACAGUCAGAACUACAAAUGUCAGAUUAUUCCAUGUAAAACAAUUGUGCACAUUUAGCUCUAUCAUCGGUGUUAAAGUAACUGUAGGCUUUUCAUGCUCAGUAAACAUUGAUCAUGUCAUUUGAAUUGCAUAUACUCGAUGGUAGUGAUGGGUUCUGAUUUCUUAACUGUUGGAAUCAUGAAAUAUACUUAUUAAUUUCACUGAGGGAGAGAGGGUAAUGUAUAACGUUUACAUUAUGUCAGGAUAUGUUAUUGUUAGCCAUCAGGGAUCCUAUGGGAGGAGAAGAGACAGUCUGAGAAAUAUAUAUAUAUAGAUAGAUAUAUAUACAUACAUACACACAACUAAUCUUCUGGAUAGCAACAGAAGUGUAUUGGCUGUUCAGAUGUGUAAGGGGCUCAGCAUAGGAGAAAAGGGUUAAAUAUCAGUGCUUGUGAGAAUCUAUUAUUUGUUUGUUCAGCUGUUCGAUCCUUUGGGGUGAAUAAACUUGGUUGGAGCUUU